AUGACGAUAACAGUUUCAUUUGACAUACACGGCAAUGUUACGGCUGCUGAUGGGACUCGACCCAUACAUUUGGCUUGUUUUUAUGAACGUCAUCGCAAAGUAAUAGGAAUUAAUAGUACACUUACCUAUGACGGAAUAAUUCGUACAUUGGUACAAGCUAAUGCAAAUACUGAUGCUGACGCUCUCGAGAGCGCACAUGACGAAGUCUACAUGAAGUAUAUUGAAAAACUGUUUAAGGACCCUACUAAAUUAAUAAAUCAUUGCGAUAAUGAUGGUGUACCAGCAACUCAUUAUCUAUUCCAUCCCAAACAAUAUGGAAAUUGUCGAUAUUUUGGACCUGAGACAUUCCAUAUAAUCAACCCUCGAACAUCGAAAUUUAUUUAUAAUUUAAUUCUUUAUGGGGCUGACAUUUAUGCACUUAUAAACAACGACCCAGCAACAUUUUUACCCAAUCUAACAGCUUACAAAAGUUGCUCAGGUCUACUAAAGGCCAUUUUACCUUAUUACACUGAUAUGUCCUUAUCUAGGGUUUUAUACUACGCCACGCUUCCCAUCGAUGAAAAUUCUGAUGACUUAUAUCGUCCCCAUCCAACCGACUAUGUUGAGCGAAGUCGUUAUCUGGCAAAAAUUAGAAUAAGGCGUCAAGAGUCUAUACAGGUCGCUAUAGAAGAUCUGGUCCUUAGGCGUUCACUCAGAUUAUUUGUACCGGAUGAAGAAAUGAAAUUAAUGGAUAAAUUAAUCGCCACUGACGAAAAUAUCAGAAGGAUUGUAAAUGACUACAAAAUAAAUUUCAUUGAGAAAGAAUUGAAGAAUGUAUUUAUCAAGCUCAGUGGUAAAGAAUUGACAAUUCAUGAUCUUUUAAUGCAAAUUUAUGACAAUAAAAAAUUAAUGAUAUUGGCGCGAGACAAGAGUUUCCAGAGAGUUUGGUCCGAAAGUACCUACUUGAUCCGCCAUUGGGAUUUUAAACUCCUUUAUAUGUCAAGUAAAUUAAGGAUAAAUAGAUUUAACGUAAGAGAAGCUAUACCAUUACCGUACGAAUUAAUAUUAGAUAUUGUUGAGUAUCUAAACAACGAAGAAUUGGACAUAUUUAUUAGUGCUUUUUAUAAUUCAUACUUACUUACUUACUGA
Cotesia congregata is the source of this 1128-nucleotide messenger RNA. Lineage: Eukaryota; Metazoa; Arthropoda; Insecta; Hymenoptera; Braconidae. The record is from the annotation of a GenBank genome assembly.